AGCGACAGGACUCAUAAUAGGUGUAACUCAGGAACGACAGUGUUAAGAAGCUUUCGGGGAGACCAGGCUCUGAGACUGUUCUCAGCAGCUUUCUCCAGCACCAACACCCUCCCCAUGUCAGUCGCCAGGGAGAACAGUUUCUACAAAUGUGUGAUUGACACAGACAAUGCAACCCUGGAUUGGGGAAAGGUCUUCGAAUGGGCCCAUGAGGGGAACACGGCGUGCCUGGAACACCUCAUCAGGAAACACCCAAAGUGCCUGGCGGCCAAGGAUGACGCUGGCGCCACCCCACUCCACCACGCCACCUCUGGGGGGAGCCUGGAGGUUAUCCGGCUGUUGGUCAGCACCAGCGGACCGGAGGGACUGAACAUGUGUGAUGGUCAGGGCAAUACGCCGCUGCACUGGGCCGUGGAGAAGCAUGUUGGGGACAGCUGUGCACUCCUGCUGAACCUGGGUGCCAACCCCAACGUCCUCAAUGCCGCCCUCAUGUCUCCUCUACACCUGGCCAUCAGCAAGGGACACAACGACAUGGUGGAGCUCCUGUUGUCCUUCAGUGUCACAGAUGUAAACCUGGAGGGAGACCUGGAGAACACACCUGUCAUGCUGGCCUGCUCCAACAACAACUGCCAGGCCCUAAACAUACUGUUUAAGUAUGGUGCAAAAUUGUGCUCCCAGAAUAAGCUGGGCCACUAUGCUAUCCAUGCAGUGACUUUUAAUGGGUCCAAGGAAGCCAUGGAAGUGAUUAUAAAGAAAGGGGAAGAGUUUGGACACAGCGCUGAGACUCACCUGAACUACCUGGACAAAUCCCAAUGCAGUCCUCUGCAUCUGGCUGUGCGUGGAGGCAACAUUGAAGUAAUCAAACUCUGCAUUGAGAAAGGGGCAAGAAUUAAUCAGCAACAGGCUGACAAAUCCACGGCUCUGCACCUGGCCUGCACUUUGGCCAACCCCAGGCUGACAAAUGCACGGCUCCUGCCUCCAUGGGCAACAAUAUUUGAUCAUGUGGAAUUGGCAGAAUAUCUUAUUUCAAAGGGGGCAGACAUUGACUGCAUUGACUGCAAGGGCCUGUCUCCGCUGUUGCUAGCCACAAGCUGUGGAGCGUGGAGGGCAGUAGCCUUUCUACUGUCCAAAGGAGCAAAUAUGAAAAUCAAGGACGAAGAGGGACGCAACUUCCUGCACCUUGCCACUUUCCAGGCCAAAGGACUGAAAUGCAUACCUGAGCACAUCUUACAGACUGCCACCGUGAGGGACCUCCUGUGUGAUGAGGAUAAUGAGGGGUGCACUCCCCUGCACUACGCCUGCAGACUGGGGAUCCACGACAGCGUUAAGAACAUUCUGGUCCUGCAAGUGUGCCCCAAACGCAAGUCCAAAAACAAGAAAUCAGCCUUUCACUUCGCAGCUGAGUAUGGGCGUAUAAACACAUGCCAUAGACUCCUGGAGAGAAUCACAGACUCACAGAUGCUGAACGAGGGUGAUGAACAUGGCCUCACGCCACUCCACCUGGCCUGCCGCGGCGGGCACACCAAAGUGGUGGAACUGCUGCUCAGGAAAGGAGCUUUGUUUCAAAGUGAUUACAAAGGCAUGACAUGUUUACAUCACGCCGCUGCCGAGGGCUACACACAGACCAUGACAAUCCUCCUGGCAGCCAACGUCAAACUACUGGACAAGGCCGAUGAGGAUGGGAACACAGCUCUGCACCUGGCUGCCAGAGAGGGACAUGUUGCUGCAGUGAAACUUCUGAUGGAGAGAGGUGCUUCCAUUGUUCUGAACAACAGCGAUGCCUCUUUCUUCCAUGAAGCAGUGCAUCAUGGGAAAAAGGAAGUGGCAGAUGCCAUCAUUGAUAAUGAAAGGUUAAACGAAGCUAUUAAAACAUUUAAGCAUAGUUCUGACCAUCGCUGUGUGGCUAUUGACUUAAUUGAGUUAAUCCCCGAAUCCUUCAAGCACUUACUGGACCUGUGCAUCAGAGAGUCAGACCAUGAUGCCAACAGCCCUGACUACCAUAUCCAGUAUAAUUUCCAGUGGCUCCAAGCACCAGUUCAGUUGAAGAAACAUGCCAAGACUGACAAGAGUCUGAGAAUGCAACCUUUGGCAUGUAUGAAUGCCAUGGUGCAGUACCACCGUGUUGAGCUUCUUACCCACCCAGUGAGCAAUAAGUACCUUGAAAUGAAAUGGCUGGCGUACGGGAGUAAAGUUCACCUGCUCAAUCUGGUCAUAUACCUGCUUGGCUUGCUGCCCCUCACCUUCCUCAUCAUCAACCUAAGGCCUACGCAAACCAUGGGCCAGAACGGAACAUCUGUCAUGGUCAGCCCCAUCCCAAUCCGCCAGAGCAGUUAUCUAAUCACCUCAAGCAAGAUCAUGGUCAUUGUCAUAAGCUGCUAUGCCAUAUUAAAGCAGAUCACUCAGAUGUCACAGCAGAAAAUGAAGUACUUGAAAGACCCCUCGAACCCAGCAGAAUGGGCGACCUCUAUCGCCAGUUUGAUGUUCACGAUUCCGAUCAUGUUUGGUGUGGAGGACAACUGGGUCUGGGAGGCCGGAGCUGUGGCCAUCCUGUUGGCUUGGGUCAACUUCCUGCUUUACCUGCAGAGGUUUGAGCACUUUGGAAUUUAUGUUGUGAUGUUUGGUGAGAUCAUCAAAACACUGUUCAGUGUCAUUGUGCUCGUCAUCUUCCUGGUCCUGGCAUUUGGCUUGUCCUUCUAUGCUCUCAUGCUCCAUCAGAGUGAGUUUCACUGGCUAGGCCUGUCUCUGGCUCAGACCUUUGUGAUGAUGGUGGGGGAGCUCAACUACCAGAGCAACUUCUUCGCGGCCUUCGAGGGCAAUCGGUUGGCCUUCCCCCAGAUCACCUACGUGGUCUUCGUCUUUUUCAUUCUCCUCAUGCCCAUCCUGCUCAUGAACCUCAUGAUUGGUUUGGCAGUCGGAGACAUUGCUGAAGUGCAGAGGAACGCCUGUCUGAAGCGGAUCGCCAUGCAGAUUGAUCUUCACACAAACCUGGAGGAGAAGCUUCCAUAUUGGAUCCUUAAGCGAGUGGACAAGUCCUCCAUCACUGUUUAUCCUAACAAGCCCUGCAGAAAUAGGAGCAUGUUCAAGUUUUGGCACUCAAGGGACGUGUCGGCGGUGCGGAGCCGUCUGAACACCGGUGGCCAGGAGCUCACGCCGGUGGAGACGGAGCUGAGGAAGCAGAAGCUCAGAUUAAGGGAAAUCUACAGCGUCCUGGAGAAGCAGCACAGCAUGGUGAAGCUGAUCCUGCAGAAGAUGGAGAUCACGUCGGAGGCGGAUGACUACGACGGACCGGACGAUGCCCACAGCGGCCGGAGGGGCCGCUCCAAAGGUCCAGAUGGAUCCCCCUUGUCAAAUCUCUUAAGUCAAGUCACCACUGAUUGCACGUAUGCCUGGUAUGCUGGUGGUCAAAGAGACAAUUGGCUACAGAAAGGUUUCAGAGACCUCAGCAAACCCUUUUUUCCUGUGUUGUAUUCAGUGCCAGUUAUUUAUCUUGAAAAUAUAGUUAUAGGGAUACAUCAUGUCAGGUGUUUCCUGAACAUUUGUAAGCUCGCCAGCUUGUGUGCUACAGCUACAUUUUAACUAUAUCUUUAUUUAGGUCAAUAUAGGUGCUUUUUAGGUUGGGAUGAAGACAGGAUGGUUGUAUAUCCUCACAUUGAAAUUGCAAUUAUGCUUGCUGAGGAGAGAAACAACAAGAUGUUUGUGGAGGACUGGAGUUCUUUUUUAGACUGUUAGAACAUAUCACAGUAUCCUAUAAAAUUUCUGUUGAUUAUUUACACUCUUUUCCCCUGUGAUUGUCUGUUCAUGUUGUAAUGGAAAUGAAAGUUUGUCAUUUGACAUCAGUUUACUUGCAUGUGACAAUAUGUGUAUGUACCUGUUUUCUGCAUGUACUGUAAUUCACAACAUACAGUAUACAGUCUUGCUUCAUAUGCAUCUGGUGAUCAGUCUACAGAAGUAGACAGUAUAUCUCGCCCCAUUUUGCAUAAAAGUGUUGAUGAGAACAUAUUUACCAAAGACAUAACAUCUGACGUACUUCCAUUUCACUAACCCUCACAGCAAGUACAACAACACGUUGUGAAUUUCACAUGCUGAUUAAGUGUAAAGUACACAGUAACUGGUUACUAUAAAGCAUGGUCAUAUAUACAGUAUAUCUUAUAUUUAAUACUGUGACUUAUUUCAUCUCAAUUUUGUGGUUAUUCUGUGGUUGGUCAAGUAAUACAUGAUGCUUGCCUCUG
Molecule: messenger RNA, 4226 nt
Organism: Alosa alosa (allis shad)
Lineage: Eukaryota; Metazoa; Chordata; Actinopteri; Clupeiformes; Clupeidae
Gene: trpa1b
Product: transient receptor potential cation channel, subfamily A, member 1b
Exons: 29
Coding region: 115-3573 (1152 amino acids)
Biological process (GO): monoatomic ion transport; transmembrane transport
Cellular component (GO): membrane
Molecular function (GO): monoatomic ion channel activity; protein binding
Source: RefSeq, a predicted model, not a curated record